Molecule: messenger RNA, 267 nt
Organism: Peniophora sp. CBMAI 1063
Lineage: Eukaryota; Fungi; Basidiomycota; Agaricomycetes; Russulales; Peniophoraceae
Source: the annotation of a GenBank genome assembly
AUGUCCUCUAACGCCGAAGAGUGCCAAGACCCGGGAUACGAUAAGAAUGCCGACUACAUCUUGAAGCUGAACAAUUAUCUCGGCCACACCAAGCAGCUCGGCAACUUUGAGUGGACCAUUACGACCGAGGGGCCUACUAAUGCAGCGACGCACUAUGCCACUGCAAAGUUGAAUGGUGUCGCCAUCGGCUCUGGCCAUUGGGGAAAAAUCAACCUUGCGAAGAAGGUCGCAGCUUUCCAGGCGCUCAAGUACCUCAAGCAGGUGUGA